CCGCGCGCGAGCGACGCGAUGCGUGACGCUCAUCCCGCGAAACGCAUCGCCAUCGUCGGCGGAGGUAUUUCCGGGCUCGCGCUCGCUAAGUUCCUUCGCGACGUAGACAGCGAUAGGCGACGAUUCGAGUUGCAUCUGUUCGACACCGGCGAGCGAGCGUGCGGCGGACGAGCGUCGAGUAAGGCUCUCGCCGGCGUCGACGUCGAUCACGGGUUGCAGUACUUUACGCUGUCCUCGGACGUCGCGCGCGAGUCGUUCGCGAGGUCCCUCGUCGACGCCGGCGCGCUGACGAGAUGGUCGGACGAUGUCGUCGGCACUCUGGACGCGGCGAGCGGUCGUUUUACGUCGUUCAGCGACGGCGCGGAGCGCUUCGUCGGCGUCGAUGGGUUUAGAGGAAUGUCCGAAGAAUUGGUCAAGCAUUGCGAUGUCGUGCAUCGUCCGCAAUGGGUCGGGGCGAUGCAUCCUGUGCGCCGCGACGACGACGGAAACGUCGUGGAGUGGGCGUUGGCCUCAAACGAAAGCGACAGGGCGAAACAGUUGGGAACGUACGAUUUCGUCGUCGUUGCACAUAAUGGUAAGUGUGCCCAUAGAUUGGCGUCGACGGCGAAGGAUGAAGAUGGACGCAGCGCGUGUGAGAAGGUGAAAUCGUCGCUCCGAUGCGGCUUCGGCGUAAAGCCGCGCGACGAGCUCUCUCGCGAAAACAAACUCGUGCUUAGCAGCGUGUGGUCGGUCAUGGUAGUUUUCGACGGAGUGCACGAGUUUGGCGAUGGCUUUGAAGGCGCACACGUCGUAGAUGGCGGGCCUUUGUCGUGGGUUUCUAAUAUUUCCGCGAAACGCGGCGCGUUGUUGAAGGAGGGCGCAAAGGAAACGCGUGUCGUGUUACAAUCUACCGCGGAGUACGCACGUGAAAACAAAGUACCACAAGAGGCGGUGCCGAGAACAAAGUCCAAAGAGGUGAUGGAGACGCUCGUCGGAGCGCUGGAGAAGUCGCUGAAGCUUGAGCCGAACGCAAUGUUGUCAAAGGUGGCGUUGUACAAAACGCAGCUCUGGGGCGCGGCGAACCCGUUGAACGUUUGCAACGUUCCAUGCGUGCUCGAUUUACGAACGUCGACGGCUGCGAUAGGGGACUGGUGCACGAGCGGACCCGCGUGCGUUGAAUCCGCAGUUUUGAGUGCCAACGCGUUGGCUCAGGCGUUGGACGAUUAUUUUCCCGACGCGACCCCCGGCGCGGCGACGAAGGCGUUGAACGCCGCGCGUCCGCGAUGGACGCUUCCGAACGGCGCAACGUCUGCUCAGGGAGGGUUUCCAGGCACGAGCGUUCCCGAGAUGCGCGAAGCGUCUCCAGUUCCUGAGCGAAGGCGCGGAGGAGGCCGCGGCCGCGGCCCGAGAGGCCGCGGCGGAGGUCGAGGUGGGCGAGGGCGAGGUCGCGGCGCGCAUGAAUCUACGGCACGCCUCGUUCGGAUGGCUUUGUAG
This is a messenger RNA of Ostreococcus lucimarinus CCE9901, 1473 nucleotides long. RefSeq lists its product with no specific name. Lineage: Eukaryota; Viridiplantae; Chlorophyta; Mamiellophyceae; Mamiellales; Bathycoccaceae. The record is from RefSeq and is a predicted model, not a curated record. The transcript has a single exon. The coding region runs from base 19 to 1473 and encodes 484 amino acids.